Molecule: messenger RNA, 1917 nt
Organism: Anguilla rostrata (American eel)
Lineage: Eukaryota; Metazoa; Chordata; Actinopteri; Anguilliformes; Anguillidae
Exons: 4
Coding region: 771-1535 (254 amino acids)
Source: RefSeq, a predicted model, not a curated record
CUUGUAUUUUACUUUCAAAAAAGUUUAAUCUGAAAUUAGAUUUAACUAAUAUGCAUGUAAAGCUGCACAGUAAAAAUGUUAAGUGUUAAAUAACCUCUUAGAGAGUGAAGAAUUGUCCAUUUCUGAGUACAUAGCACAAAAGCCUAGAUGGAAAAGUUCAUUUCACGGUUAUGUUUUCUCUUCCACCUCUCCAUAAAAUUCCCAACAAUUCCCAGACCUGGAGGGAUGUAUAUUUCUUUAAAUUUGAUGGCUUGUUCUUAGAUGUAACCCACACAAUGAUUUGAUGAAAAGGUUCACAAGCUUCUCUAAAUCAAUUGCUCUUUGCUCCUAUAGUGAAACCAUCUCUCUGGUCCAGUGUAAAAGAAGGUUCUGAUGUGAUCAGGAGCUGUGAAGUAUCACACCUUCCAGAUUCAGCUACACUGGACUGGGAAAGGGACAGAGAACCUACUGCUAACACAACGCUGAUCUACAACAACACUGCCCACAUCAUCAUCCACAGUGCUGACCGAUCCAGUGAGGGAACGUAUAGCUGCACACUCAGAUGGAACGGAGCACUUAUUUUCAGCAUUCCCAGGACACUUAAAGUCUCCAAGGGUACACACAGCACACAGCACACUCUGUACAGAGGGAGUUUGAACAGCAGUGAGGUGGUGCUAAUCUGCCGUUCUUGGAACUCAUACGGAACAGCGUCAUGGCGAUGGGUGCCAUCGUCUGGGACAAAUGCAAUCCGUGUGGCCUCAGCUGAAAAAUAUAAGAAUGCUUCGAUUUCCAUGGAGAUAGAUAAAGAGAGAUUCUCAUCUGAGCGCUAUGAUGGAUCUAAUUUCCCUCUGAGAAUCUCACCAGUGAAGUUUGGAGACAGUGGAAGGUACUUCUGUUACUGUGAACACUACCCGAUGGCCUCAGUAACUCUGGUAACUGUUCAGGUGCCCCCUGGUGGUCUGUCCAGGAAUCAGUCAGUUGUGCUGAACUGUGAGAUAUCACAGGUGAUCGGCUCUGUGACCCUGGCCUGGCUCUGGAUGAAGGGGGGCAGGGGGGAGCUCGUAAAACAGGAGGUCCUGAGUAAGAGGAACCCAAAAAAGAUGCUCAGUCUCACCCUUCCCAUUCUGAGUAGAGACCAGCUGCACUGGGCCUGUGCGGUGUUCACAGAGAGCAUGCUCAGAGCACAGGUCCCCCUGCACCUCACACUGCCAGCACCUGAACCUCAAGUGUUGGUACAGUACAAAUACUUACUUUCUGGGGAGGGACAGAGGGUCUCUCUACAAGCCCCUGCUGAAACCAAAGGGACAGAAUUCACCUGGGAGUGGACGUCACAUGAUGGAAGCUACACAAACACUCGGAUAAUAACUAUACAGUCCGAUGGAAACUAUUGGUGGGAUUUGAAGAAGGCGCCUAUUUCAAAACAAGGGAAGUACAACAUUUAUCUGGAGCCCAAGUUACAAAAUGCAGGAGUUUUUACUUUUAUUCAAACUAAACCUGAGAAAGUAAAAGUGGCCCAGUUUGAAGUGUUCGCUGCAGAAGGUAAAAUCAUUCUUUAAUGUGGUUUUCACAUUAUGAAAUUAUACAUAUGAUGUAUUUUUUUAUAUAUAAGAGUAAUAUAAAACAAAGUUGAAGUACUGGAUAUCUUGUAUUUUACUUUUACUAAAGCUGAAUUUGAAAUUUGAAUAAAAUUUUAUGUAAAGCUGUACAGUAAAAUAUCAAGUGUUAAAUCAACACUUACAGAAUAAACAUGUUUCCGACUGGACUCAUAUGUACUCUGUUAGAGUUUAAUUAAAUCUGGAAAUAUUACAUCAGUGCACUGGGAACAGAUAAGUGGGAGUAAAAGCAGUAGCUUGUGUUUCUCAUAUUUUUGUACACUGCUUUAUUAAACCUGAGGCGAUAUAAAUCAGAUUAGUCUAUUAAUAGUUUCUUAAUAGUACA